Molecule: messenger RNA, 2223 nt
Organism: Penicillium subrubescens
Lineage: Eukaryota; Fungi; Ascomycota; Eurotiomycetes; Eurotiales; Aspergillaceae
Product: RING finger and CHY zinc finger domain-containing protein
Exons: 3
Coding region: 1-2223 (740 amino acids)
Biological process (GO): protein ubiquitination; ubiquitin-dependent protein catabolic process
Cellular component (GO): nucleus
Molecular function (GO): ubiquitin protein ligase activity; zinc ion binding
Source: RefSeq, a predicted model, not a curated record
AUGAGCAGCUUUAUCACUUCGCUGCUAACUGAGUUAGGGUUCCGCACACCCCUUCCCCGCACCUCCCAGCCUCGGGGCGAAGCGCAGGCAUCGCCGAAAGGACAGACAACCCCACCGUCGAGUCAAAACAGUGAUCCCACGAGUCUUGGUAUUGGAAAGGAUACUGGGGUACUACAACGGACUAGCGGAGAUGCAGGAUCUUUACCUGUGCCUCCCUUCUUUGCAACCUUACCGAAAGAGAUGGAUGGCCGAACCCCGGAGCCGGAAGGCACUCGAACAGGACCUCGUCAUGCUCUGAUUGCCGAUAACCAAAACAUACUUCCUACCAACGCCCUUACAGCUGGCAUUACUGCGCAGAAUGGCCUCACCGUACUUUCAGCGGCCUCUGAGGGUCAAAGACCUCAACAAGAGGAGACACCGCGGCAACAAGCGCGGCCAUCGGGAACAGACUUAGGAUUGAGGCAAGAUGCUGUUGGGCGAUCACCAAGCGGUACAUUGAAUAUGGGUGAGCUCGGCCAGAUGUCCCUGCCGGCGGAUGAUGGAAUGGGUUGGCUGAGGAAGAAGAUUCACGCCAUCCGGGACCUGGACCUCAACAAUAACGAAAAGGCCCACAUGAUUCAUGAGUUGAUGACAGAGAGCUACAACUCUUCCAAAACUCUACCGCCACUAUCUCCCUCAAUGCUGUCCCCAAUGCUGAGCCCUCCAGGUCUGAACGAUCCCGCUAGUUCUCCCGCCCGGGAGAUGAGACAGCUUUCAGACCCAACUCCGAUGAGCCCCACAUUUACAGCGUCGAUCCCCCAAUAUGAGAUUCAAUUCUCAUUAACACCCGACGAUCUACAACCAACAUACGUUCCAAAAGUUGAGCCUGAAUCGCCUGUGGCUGAAGUUGUCGAUACUGCGGACGAUGAUGCAGAUACGGAAGAGUGUGACGAAGCUAUUUUAGGCUGCCAGCACUAUCAUCGAAAUGUCAAAUUGCAGUGCCAUACUUGCAAAAAAUGGUACACUUGUCGAUUCUGCCAUGAUGUAGUUGAAGACCAUCCUCUCAUUCGCCGAGACACUGAGAAUAUGCUAUGUAUGCUGUGUGGACAUGCUCAACCUGCGGCACAGAAUUGCAGGCAGUGCGAGGAGCAGACUGCCCAAUACUACUGCGAUAUUUGCAAGCUUUGGGAUAAUGACAGCAAGAAAAGCAUAUAUCACUGUUAUGAUUGUGGAAUUUGCCGGAUUGGCCAGGGACUUGGCAAGGACUUCUUCCACUGCAAGACAUGCUCCGUUUGCUUGCCCAUCUCAAUUGAAGACACUCAUCGGUGUAUCGAACGAUCAACUCAAUGCGAUUGUCCCAUUUGCGGAGACUACAUGUUCACCUCCCCGGAGACUGUGGUCGUGAUGCGGUGUGGUCAUAGUCUUCAUCACAAAUGUCUGUCGGAAUAUUCAAAGACCUCCUUCCGCUGUCCGAUUUGCAGCAAGACUAUAACGAACAUGGAAUCGACCUUCAGAAAUCUAGAUCGCACGAUUGAAAGCCAACCAAUGCCCGCUGAGUUCAAAGACACGAAAGGGCUCAUAUAUUGUAAUGAUUGUGGCGCCAAGUCUGUUGUCAAAUACCACUGGUUGGGCUUAAAAUGUGACUUAUGUGAAUCCUAUAAUACCGCUCAGCUCCGGGUACUACAAGGAGGUGACAUCUCCGAAGUGCUCGAGGAGGAAGGCGUUGGAGAACUUGCAUCUCGCCCACGCUCAGCCUCUCUGAACCCGGAUGGUGAAACUGCAACUUCAUUGGCAGCACUUCAUCUCAAUACCAAUCCUGCUUCUUCACGCCUGAGCGUUCCAAUAUCUGCUGGCGCCGGCGAGGACAGGCGAUUUGUGUCCUACAAUAUGACCCAUGGACGUGCGAUUUCGCCGGUGGUAAGCAAUUACUUCGGCCUACCCACUGAGCGCGAAUCGGAGAAGCCGUCUUCAAUGCCUUUCUUCGGUGGCGCAUCCCGGGCUGAGGGCGAGACGGAAUACGGUGCCUUGAAUUUCCUGAGCAAGAAGCUUCGAGAUCGAUAUGGAUUCCUCGCGGGUGAUACGGCUACUGCCGAGGCCGCCUCGGCUGUCGAGGAGGAUGAAGACGAUGAAGACGCGGAAUCAUCGGAAUCAUCGGACUCGUCAGACGCAGACGAGGAAGAUCAUGAGGAAGAUGAUGACGAUGAUGACGGCGGGGAAGACAUCGACCUUUUCGGCCAUCGAUGA